UAAACAGAGCUGAAGAGAUGCAAUCGUGUGAUUUCUGCGGAUACGGCCCUGGCGAGAAUACCCACGGUGUCUCAUUCAAAUUCCCUUUAAAAGAGGAACAUCGUCGUCACUGGAUAGUGAAUAUGGGGAAGGACGCGGAAUGGACUCCAUUUGGAUCCUCGUCUCUGUGCUCCGCUCAUUUCACUCCAGAUUGCUUUGAAUCCGGAUCAGCGCGUUUACACUCAGACGCGAUUCCGACUCUAUUUAAUUUCACACAGUCUAAGAAUCAGAUGCUAAAGGACACUGAAACUCUCCCACCACAGCAAGGAUCUACUGAAUCCUCUGAGUCUUCCAGAUCAUCCUGCUCUGACUGCCAUAAGCAUCUGCAGGCCACGGAAAGAAAUUACCAGCUGAAAUUAGCUGCUGCUCAGCUUCAGAUAAAAGAGUACAAGAAGAAUCUAGCAGAGGAGUCACGGAAAGCAGCACAAUGGCAGAAGCGAGCAAUAGUUUUGCAGAGCGCUAUCAGAGCAAUGAAACAAAGGGGGUCAAUACCUGCUUCAAGAAAAACAUCUACACCUAAAAACAAUCAUUUGGACUGAAAG
Carassius gibelio (silver crucian carp) is the source of this 581-nucleotide messenger RNA. RefSeq lists its product as uncharacterized. NCBI's taxonomy places the organism in Eukaryota, Metazoa, Chordata, Actinopteri, Cypriniformes, Cyprinidae. Bases 18 to 578 code for a protein of 186 amino acids. The record is from RefSeq and is a predicted model, not a curated record. The transcript is spliced from 3 exons.